AUGGCUACCCCCGUCACCCGGCGGCAGCCCUUCUUCAACCCCCGCGCGAGUCGCCUCUUAGCCCCGCCCGGCGCCGACGAGAUCGCGGCACAGGUCGACAGAUUCCACAAGCAGCUGCCAAACAGCGGGCCAACGAGGCUGGCCAAGCUGUCGGCCCUCGCUCGGGAGUUGAGUGUCGGGGCAGUGUACGUCAAGGACGAGAGCAGCCGCUUCGGCCUGCCAUCCUUCAAGAUCCUCGGAGCGUCCUGGGGCACCUUCCGUGCCCUCGCGCAGAGAGUCGGUCUUCCACUGGACACCGACGUUGCGACGCUCAAGAAAGUCUUGUCUUCCCACCCUGUCACUCUCUAUGCUACGACCGAGGGCAAUCAUGGACGGGCCGUGGCCCGCAUGGGAUCUAUCCUGGGAGUUCCGACUGAGAUUCAUGUCCCGGCCGGCAUGCAUGAAGCAACUAUCUCCCUAAUCAGCUCCGAGGGAGCCGCAAUCGUGAGAUCGAGCGGAAACUAUGACGACGCCGUGCAAGAAGCCCAAGAGGCUGCCAAGAAGACUCAAGGAAUUCUUGUGCAAGACUUUGCGUUUGAUGGCUACGAAGAUAUCCCACGAUGGAUCGUGGACGGCUACGCGGCCAUGAUGCGCGAGAUUGACUUGCAACUCGGGGACGAACAGCCAGACCUGGUGGUCACCCCAGUGGGCUGUGGCUGCUUUGCUCAGUCCGUGGUCUCUCACUACAAGCGCAAAGGUAGCAACGCCGCCGUCAUGUCCGUCGAGCCAGACACCGCGGCAUGCCUAUGGAAGAGUCUUAAAAAGGGCAGCAACACACUCAUAGAUACGACGCAUACCACCAUGGCAGGCCUCGACUGCGGACUGGUCUCGAGCAUAGCAUGGCCGCUGUUCCAAGCGCACCUCGACGCGAGCGUCACCAUCUCGGACUUUGAGGCUCACCAAGCAUCCCUGGACCUGCAGGCACAAGGUGUGUCGGCCGGCCCAUGCGGCGCGUCUCCACUGGCGGCCGUGCGUCGGCUUAGCCCGGAUGACAGAGCUGCCGUGGGCCUGGACGAGAACUCGGUCGUUGUGCUUCUUUGCACCGAGGGGAUGAGAGAGCACGACGCCCCCAUGAACGUCUCUAUAGGUGACGCCGCCGGCCUCACCAGAGCUCUGGUGCAGAUCAACUCUGCCAACCCGUCCCUUGGCUCCGUGCCCGGCCCGGGCGAGACGUCCAUCGCCCGCUACAUCACCGCCUGGCUGGAGCACCGGGACAUCGAGACCCACUGGAUCGAGCCCACAAAAGGCCGGCCGUCCGUGGUCGGCGUCGUCCGGGGCACCGGCGGCGGCAGGAGCCUCAUGCUCAACGGGCACAUCGACACGGUCACGGUCCUCGGCUACGAUGGCGACCCCCAGAGUGGCGAAGUGAAGGACGGCAGGCUCUACGGCCGCGGCGCGGCCGACAUGAAGUGCGGCGUCGCGGCGGCGCUGAUCGCCCUCGCCGAGUGCAAGGCCAUGGGCGGCCUCGCCGGCGACGUGAUCUUCGCCGGCGUUGCGGACGAGGAGGCCGCGAGCAAGGGCACGGAGGACGUGCUGCGGGCCGGCUGGACCGCGGACGCGGCGCUCGUCAACGAGCCGACCGACCUCGCCGUCGUCAACGCCCACGGCGGCUUCGUCUGGCUCGAGGUCACCGUCCACGGCCUCGCGGCCCACGGGUCGCACGCGGGCGUCGGCGUCGACGCCAUCUGCAAGGCCGGGUACUUCCUCGUCGCGCUGGACAGGCUCGCCCAGCGGCUCGGGCGGGCGCCGCACGACCCCAAGCUCGGGCGGAGCAGCGUCCACGCGUCGCUCGUCAGCGGCGGGGAGGAGGCCUCGUCCUACCCGGCGCGCUGCACCGUCGUGGUCGAGCGCCGCACGGUCACGGGCGAGACGGCGGAGCAGGCCAGGCGGGAGGUGGAGGGCCUGCUGGCCGAGGUGGGCCGCGAGGUCGCCGACUUCAGGGCCGAGGUCAGGACCACCUUUGCGCGGCCGCCCUUCUUGGUCCCCGCCGACCACGCCUUCGCGUCGCUCGUGGGCGACGUUUUCCGGGAGCGGGUGGGCAGGGCGGCCGCGUUCCGGGCGGUGCCCUUUUGGACGGACUGCGCGCUGCUCGCCGAGGCGGGGAUCCCCGGCCUGCUGCUUGGCCCUGUCGGCGGCGGCCUGCAUGCGAAGGAGGAGUGGGUUGACCUGCAGUCGGUCGAGCAGCUGGUUAGAGUUUUGACAGGUGUGGCCGAGAGGUUCUGCAGGUAA
This is a messenger RNA of Thyridium curvatum, 2268 nucleotides long. RefSeq lists its product as uncharacterized. The record is from RefSeq and is a predicted model, not a curated record. Bases 1 to 2268 code for a protein of 755 amino acids. Gene Ontology annotation, molecular function: hydrolase activity. Lineage: Eukaryota; Fungi; Ascomycota; Sordariomycetes; Thyridiales; Thyridiaceae. The transcript is spliced from 2 exons.